Molecule: messenger RNA, 771 nt
Organism: Oncorhynchus kisutch (coho salmon)
Lineage: Eukaryota; Metazoa; Chordata; Actinopteri; Salmoniformes; Salmonidae
Product: C-X-C motif chemokine 11-1-like
Exons: 4
Coding region: 102-404 (100 amino acids)
Biological process (GO): chemotaxis; immune response; defense response
Cellular component (GO): extracellular region
Molecular function (GO): chemokine activity
Source: RefSeq, a predicted model, not a curated record
UCCAUUCACAACUUCUAUCACUUCUCUCCUCCUUUCACAACUUCCAUCACUUGACUGAGCUGUCCAUCCAGACUCUAAAAGAAAUUGAAGAAGCAGUAUCCAUGACCAACACGAUGACAUCAACGGUCCUCAUCAGCUUCCUGGCCUGUCUGCUCCUGGUCGAUGUUGAAGGCCAGGUGGGUCAUUCUAAAGCUCGGUGCCUGUGUCUGAAUGGACUGGUGAACCACGUUAAACCUCUUCACAUUGAGAAGCUCGAGGUGUACACCUCCAGCCACUCCUGCAGGAACAUGGAGAUCAUUGUCACUCUGAAGAACGGAAAAGGGAAGAAGUGUCUGAAUCCAGAAGCUCCAUUUGCCAAGAAAACCAUUGAGAAAAUAAUGAAAAACCGAAGGAGUGUGCGGUAAAAUUUGAACUGACAAGAGAACGGAGAGAACAAUCUGAAAGAGCUUUUCCUGAGGAAAAACCAAGUGUCUUCACUGAAGACUGCAUAUAUGUUUACACUGUUGAAGCAUACAAUUGUAUAUCUUCUUAAAUGAUCAGAGUUGUUAGUUUUUCAUUUAUGCAUUUGAAAAUAUAAAAAGCAUGUAAGUAUGCAUGCACGUACAUAUAUAUUUUCAUUUUGACAUGUCAAAAAUGUAAACAACUUAUAUUUUUUUGGGGUUAUCAAAAUUGUCCAUGGGAAAUGAAAACGGACAUUUGUGUAAAUACUGUAUAUAUAUUUUUGGAUUGUUUACGAUUUCUAUCAAAUGAAUAAAGUUGCAUCUGACUUGA